Messenger RNA from Aspergillus nidulans FGSC A4, 1871 nucleotides. It is a transcript of the gene glr1, whose product is annotated as glutathione-disulfide reductase glrA. Bases 198 to 1871 code for a protein of 557 amino acids. NCBI's taxonomy places the organism in Eukaryota, Fungi, Ascomycota, Eurotiomycetes, Eurotiales, Aspergillaceae. The record is from RefSeq and is a predicted model, not a curated record. Gene Ontology annotation, cellular component: cytoplasm. The transcript is spliced from 3 exons. Gene Ontology annotation, molecular function: NADP binding; oxidoreductase activity, acting on a sulfur group of donors, NAD(P) as acceptor; flavin adenine dinucleotide binding. Gene Ontology annotation, biological process: cell redox homeostasis; glutathione metabolic process; cellular oxidant detoxification.
CUUUUGCUUCCUGUUGUGCAUUAUUUGUCAGUAUUACUCGGUUAUUUUCCCAGCACUGGUGGUCGAUAGCGUCAUCCUGCGCCUAAGCUCGCACCUCCGGCUUCGCUCCCCGCCAGCUUUUUCUCUCCAAUCCAGCCUGCAGAUUCCCCCCUCCCCCUCCUUUUAUUCCUUCGGGUGCCCGUCAAUAAUCUCCCUCCAUGCUCUCUCGCUCCUCGCUUCGGUCAUUAAGUGCCCAAGCGUCGAAGAUUCGGCUCACCCGUUCGUCUCUCGUCUGUUCGCCAAUCACUCAAUCCAAUCGAGCCUACACAAGCUACGGCAUUGCCACUAGAAACCAGAAGAGAGGAGUCCUGGAUUCUUCAUCUCGCUCAGCUAUCUCCACUCCCACUGGGCUGCGUCUGGCCUCGCUCACAAGACAAUUUUCAUCCACUUCGCCUGCAGCGAACUCGAGCAACAUGCCGCCGGUGGAGACAAAACAGUAUGACUAUAUCGUGUUAGGUGGUGGUAGCGGUGGUAGCGGUAGUGGCCGUAGAGCUGCCGGUUGGUACGGAGCGAAGACAUUGAUUGUGGAGAGUGGACGCGCUGGCGGUACUUGCGUUAAUGUUGGCUGCGUCCCCAAGAAGAUGACCUGGAACUUCGCUUCCAUCACCGAAUCGAUCGAGGCCGGCCGCCACUACGGUUAUGACCUCCCUCAUAAUAUUGACGUAAACUACACACAUUUCAAGAAACUGCGCGACUCCACAAUUGAGCGGUUGAAUGGCGUAUACGAGAAAAACUGGGGUAACGAAGGAAUUGACCUCGUGCACGGCCGGGCUCGCUUCGUUGAGAAAAAGACCAUCGAGGUCACCAACCAGGACGGCAGCAGGACACGGUACACUGCGCCGCACAUCCUAAUUGCGACCGGUGGCCGACCCAGCCUUCCGGAUAUCAAGGGCUCUGAGCACGGUAUUAGUAGCGAUGGAUUCUUUGAGAUUGAGGAGCUGCCCCCUAAGCUUGCUGUUGUUGGUGCGGGGUACAUCGCCGUCGAGCUGGCAGGUGUCAUGGGCACUGUCGGCGUUGACACACACAUGUUCAUCCGUGGCGAGACCUUCUUGCGCAAAUUCGAUCCAAUGAUCCAGAAGACCAUGACGGAGCGAUACGAGGCCGUCGGCAUUCACGUUCACAAGAAGCACCCUGGUAUCAAGGAGGUUCAGCUCCUUCGCGACGGCAAGGGCAAGGACAAGCUUCUCAAGCUGAUAAUGAACGAUGGCUCGGAGAUGGAGGUCAACGAACUCCUAUGGGCUAUCGGCCGUGUCCCCGAAGUUGAGGAUUUGCAUCUUGAGAUCCCCGGUGUGGAACUCAACAAGAGUGGGCACGUUGUUGUCGACGAAUACCAAAACACCAACGUCGAGGGCAUUUACGCUAUUGGCGAUGUCACAGGUCAGGCCGAGCUAACCCCAGUUGCUAUCGCUGCCGGCCGCCAACUCGGCAACCGCCUCUUCGGCGGACCCCAAUUCAAAAAUGCCAAACUCUCUUAUGACAACAUUCCAACAGUCGUCUUCUCCCACCCUGAGGUCGGCACCGUCGGUCUCACAGAGCCGCAAGCCCGCGAGCGCUUCGGCGACGAGAACGUCAAGGUCUACCACACCCGCUUCCCGGCCAUGUUUUAUUCCGUCUUCCCGCCCGAGGAGAAGGCGAAGAACCCAACUGAGUUCAAGAUGGUUGUUGCAGGACCAGAGGAGAAGGUUGUUGGAUUGCACCUUCUGGGUCUCGGUGUUGGGGAGAUGACGCAAGGGUUUGGAGUAGCCGUGAAGAUGGGUGCUACGAAGAAGGACUUUGACAGCUGUGUUGCUAUUCAUCCUACUAGUGCGGAAGAGCUUGUUACUUUGCGUUAG